This is a messenger RNA of Symbiodinium sp. CCMP2456, 1998 nucleotides long. Lineage: Eukaryota; Dinophyceae; Suessiales; Symbiodiniaceae. The record is from the annotation of a GenBank genome assembly.
AUGGUCGCAGCCAGCUUUGAUGAGGACAGCGCGGGGGCGGUGUAUACCUGGGGCUGCGGACAGAAUGGGCGACUGGGCUACGAGGCUGCCUCACAAGGUCUGCCGCAGGCAGUGCCGUGGCUGACCCAGGAGCUUGGAGAUUUCUUGUCCGAUCGACUCGGCCAGAAGACGUCGUCGAAUGCUGACGCAGGCACCCCUACGCUGCGAGCCUCGCCUCCACCGCGUCCCUCCAGGAGGUUACCACAGCGCAUCACGCAGGUGAGCUGUGGCCUACGUCACACUGCUCUGAUCUGCCAGGGUUCUCUAGUAUGUUUCGGUGCAGAUGACUAUGGACAGCUGGGUCGAGCCGGUGAGGAAUUGACGAGGCCAAAGCUGCCUCCUUUCGCUUCCUGCCCCAAAUUGGAGGUGCCGGAUGGUGCGCGGACGAAAGAGGUCUGCGCGCGGCGUAUAAGCUGCGGGCCAUUGCACACUGCAGCUGUUUGCUCCCAGGGGUGCGUGCAUAUCUGGGGGAUCGACCUGCGCAAGACGAAUGACCCCGGUGCGAAGGCACCGCGAAGAGGGCCUCAGCCAGUGUCGGAAUUUGGACCUGAGAGGCCAGUCGUGGCACUCGCUUGUGGUGCUCAUUUCGUUGUUUGCUCCGCCGAGGUAGCGCUACCUCGGCCGGACCCAGAGGAGAACCCAAACGUGUCGCAGGAGGAUGUCUUGCUGGGCUUCUGUGAUGCCAACUCACCAGGUGUUGGCAGUUCAGUGACAUCCUGGAGGCCGGCCCACCUUCCGCCAAAGGCGGAGGAGGAGUCCGAGCACCAUCGUAGCCUCGUUCGUGCCUUGGAGCGCAACGUGCAGAGGCGGCUUCUUCAAGAGCAGCGCGAGGAGCAGCAGAGACGACAACGAGAAGAACGUCGAGAGCGCCGUCUGCAGGAGCACACCGACGUUUGGCUUCACGAGCUUCUUCCCAGCUUUGUUCCAGGCAUGGAGCCGACGCAGCGCAUGCAACGCCUUUGGCGCCAGGGCUUGCCCCCACGCGUCCGCGAGGUUGUGUGGCCAGUGGCAAUUGGAAAUGUGCUGCGAAUAACCCCGGAACUUUUCGAGAUCCACAAGCAGCGCGCAGUGGACGCUCGAAGAGCCCAGGUGACGGCCUCAAACGUGCUUAUCACUCUUACUGAUGCGCCACCACAUCGUGGCCGAGAGCAAAGCACAACCUGCAUUCCCUUUGAUCUGCCACGAACUUUUCCAACGUUGGCCUUCUUCAGCGAGGGCGGUCCUCUUCAUGAAGACUGCGCACGGAUUCUGGAGGCAUACACUUUCUUCCGGCCAGAUAUCGGCUAUGUGCAGGGCAUGAGCUAUCUGGCGGCCAUGCUGCUCCUCUACUUGCCGCCAUACGAGUCCUUCGUUGGCUUGUGCAACUUGCUGAACACGCCCUCCGUACUCGGACUUUAUCGCCUUGAGCCCCGUGCAGUUGCUUGUCGGGCACGCGUGUUCGAGCAGUUGUGUUCGCAGCAGCUUCCCGAUGUGUGCAGAUGCAUUCGAGAAGUCGGACUCAUGCCAGAGAUGUUCCUCAUCGACUGGUUCUUGACCGUGUUCGCGAAGUGCUUGACUGUCGAUGUCGCUUCGGUGGUGUGGGACCUCUUUCUGCUGGAUGGCGAGGUUGUCCUGUACUGCACGGCCAUCGCCAUACUGCGCAUUCUGGAGUUCCAGCUGCUGCAUCCGGAUGGCCGUCGGGGCUUGAAUGCGGCAGAGCCUGAUCUCGAGAGCUGCACGCGGGUCCUGAACGAGGAGCUGCGGAAGCGCGUGAGCGACCCCGAUGAGCUCCUGUGGCACAUCGCACAGGUGAGACGAAGGGCUCCCCAGCGCAUCUUUGGCGAGAUUCGAGCCAUCGAGAACAUGGAGUUCGGCAGCCAGGGAAGAGUGUCGACACGAGGUUCCAUUGCUAGUGCAUUGACGGGCGCAUCGUUCCUCACAGCAGCCAAAGAGCGCAUUCUCUCCCGUUUGCUGCCUUGA